Molecule: messenger RNA, 186 nt
Organism: Micromonas pusilla CCMP1545
Lineage: Eukaryota; Viridiplantae; Chlorophyta; Mamiellophyceae; Mamiellales; Mamiellaceae
Exons: 1
Coding region: 1-186 (61 amino acids)
Source: RefSeq, a predicted model, not a curated record
AUGGCCGCGAAGAAGGCGGCGAAGGACGCGCAGAGAGCCGCGCUGGCGGCGUCCAGCGAAGAAGGCGCCGCCGCGGUCGCCGCGGAGGAAGCGCGCAAGGCGAAGCAGCGCCAAGCGGCGAAGGAUCGGUCGCUGUCCAACAGCAACCCGCUGCUCGCGAAAGCCGCGAAGAAGGCAGGGAGGUGA